AUGUCAUUGGAGGCUUCUGCGUCUGCGUCAAAACCAGAGACUGCUUACGAUGGAGAGUUCAAUGCCAAACCCAGCCCAGAAAUGGUUACUGUGUUCACGAAUGAUGUGACAAAUACCCCACGUCUCAAACAACGGCGAAAGCGGAAGUCUUUUAUACAGAAAUACCCCAAGCCCCAUCCGCCAGCUACAAAGCGGAACUCUAUUAUACAGAAAUACCCCACGUCUCAAACAACGGAGAAAGCGGAAGUCUUUUAUACAGAAAUACCCCAAGCCCCAUUCGCCAGCUACAAAGCGGAACCCUAUUAUACAGAAAUACCCCACGUCUCAAACAACGGAGAAAGCGGAACUCUUUUAUACAGAAAUACCCCAAUCCCCAUCCGCCAGCUACAAAGCGGAACUCUAUUAUACAGAAAUACCCCAAGCCCCAUUCGCCAGCUACAAAGCGGAACCCUAUUAUACAGAAAUACCCCACGUCUCAAACAACGGAGAAAGCGGAACUCUUUUAUACAGAAAUACCCCAAGCCCCAUCCGCCAGCUACAAAGCGGAACUCUAUUAUACAGAAAUACCCCACGUCUCAAACAACGGAGAAAGCGGAACUCUUUUAUACAGAAAUACCCCCAAGCCGCAUCCGCCGGCUACAAAGCGGAACUCUAUUAUACAGAAAUACCCCACGUCUCAAACAACGGAGAAAGCGGAACUCUUUUAUACAGAAAUACCCCAAGCCCCAUCCGCCAGCUACAAAGCGGAACUCUAUUAUACAGAAAUACCCCAUGUCUCAAACAACGGAGAAAGCGGAACUCUUUUAUACAGAAAUACCCCCAAGCCCCAUCCGCCAGCUACAAAGCGGAACUCUAUUAUACAGAAAUACCCCACGUCUCAAACAACGGAGAAAGCGGAACUCUUUUAUACAGAAAUACCCCAAGCCCCAUUCGCCGGCUACAAAUCGGAACUCUAUUAUACAGAAAUACCCCACGUCUCAAACAACGGCGAAAGCGGAACUCUUUUAUACAGAAAUACCCUCAAGCCCCAUUCGCCGACUAAAGCGGAACUCUUUUAUACAGAAAUACCCUCAAGCCCCAUCCGCCAGCUACAAAGCGGAACUCUAUUAUACAGAAAUACCCCACGUCUCAAACAACGGAGAAAGCGGAACUCUUUUAUACAGAAAUACCCCCAAGCCCCAUUCGCCGGCUACAAAUCGGAACUCUAUUAUACAGAAAUACCCCACGUCUCAAACAACGGCGAAAGCGGAACUCUUUUAUACAGAAAUACCCCCAAGCCCCGUUCGCCGACUAAAGCGGAACUCUAUUAUACAGAAAUACCCCACGUCUCAAACAACGGCGAAAGCGGAACUCUUUUAUACAGAAAUACCCCCAAGCCCCGUUCGCCGACUACAAAGCGGAACUCUAUUAUACAGAAAUACCCCCAAGCCCCGUUCGCCGACUAAAGCGGAACUCUUUUAUACAGAAAUACCCCCAAGCCCCGUUCGCCGACUAAAGCGGAACUCUAUUAUACAGAAAUACACCCAAGCCCCGUUCGCCGACUUAAGCGGAACUCUUUUAUACAGAAAUACCCCCAAGCCCCGUUCGCCGACUAAAGCGGAACUCUAUUAUACAGAAAUACCCCAAGUCCCAUAG
Messenger RNA from Mercenaria mercenaria, 1635 nucleotides. RefSeq lists its product as uncharacterized. The record is from RefSeq and is a predicted model, not a curated record. The transcript is spliced from 2 exons. Lineage: Eukaryota; Metazoa; Mollusca; Bivalvia; Venerida; Veneridae. The coding region runs from base 1 to 1635 and encodes 544 amino acids.